Messenger RNA from Hydra vulgaris (swiftwater hydra), 1720 nucleotides. RefSeq names its product GDP-fucose protein O-fucosyltransferase 2. Gene Ontology annotation, molecular function: peptide-O-fucosyltransferase activity. Gene Ontology annotation, biological process: protein O-linked glycosylation via fucose. The record is from RefSeq and is a predicted model, not a curated record. NCBI's taxonomy places the organism in Eukaryota, Metazoa, Cnidaria, Hydrozoa, Anthoathecata, Hydridae.
ACUUUCAUGAAAUAUUUAACGGCACAAACCAUUUAGAAAGUAAAUCUAAGUUUCUUUUUCUGAAGAAAGAAAAAUCAAAUUAUCAGAUUUUAGUUGGGCUUUAAACUUAAGUAUUGUUAAAGGCUUCAUUUUGAUAGUUAUCAUCACAAAAAUAGAUGGCUUUUUCUAAGAAAAUUUUAGUGUGCAUUUUUUUAACGUGUUUUAAAGAAUUAGUUUAUUCAUCUGAAGAGUUUUCGUAUUUCGAAGAUAAAGAUGCUUCAGCGUAUUUGCAAUCAAAUUAUAGCAUUACUAAAAAAACAAGAUUUUUAAUAUAUGACGUGAAUCCAGGAGAAGGAUUUAAUCUUCGUCGUGAUGUUUAUACUCGAGUUGCGAAUCUAGUUAAAUCCCUAAAUGAUAAAGGGCAGGACUGGGUUCUUGUAGUUCCUCCUUGGAUGCAUCUUUACCAUUGGAAGUCCAGAUAUAUUUCACAACACGGAGUUCCAUGGAGAGCAUUUUUUGAUCUUCCAAGUAUGAACCUCUAUGUGCCAGUGAUAGAAUUUACAGAUUUUACAAAAGUUACUGGGUCUAAAAAGAUUGAACAUAUUCUAUACCUUCAAAGACAUUCAGAUAACUUUAAAAAUGGUUUUAAGGAUCUUGCUGAAAUUGAAAGUUGUAAAGAACGUGAAAUGUAUCAUAAAGAUGGAAAGGGAAGAUAUCGUGGCUAUUUUUGGGAAAUAGAUGGUGUCUUUGCUGAAAAGCAUGACUGUUUAAGUGUGCAAGGUCAUACCACUGCUAUUGAAAAUAUUCUUAAAACCUUGAAAGCCAGAUCUUUUCUAAUUGAGCGUUUUGAAGCUUUGCUACAUGUUAAUUAUGGAUCUGUUGAAUUUUGGAAGCCAAGAAGAAGUCUUGUUUUUGCUAAGCAUUUACGUGUUCUUGGAGAUGAAUAUCGUCAAAAGUUUUUAAACUCAAAUGAUAAAGCAGACAAAACAGUUUACGCAGAAGAUUGGCGGGAUCAGCAUCCACAAGAGGGAUCAGCUUUAGGUGGCCCAUAUAUUGCUGUGCACAUGAGGCGUGGUGAUUUCUCUUACGCUAGAAAAGAAACAGUUCCAACUAUAGAACAAUAUGCUCAAAAUGCCGAAAAUAUGCUUAAAAAAUAUAAACUUAAAAAUAUUUAUCUUUCUACAGAUGCCACAGAUGAAGAGAUAGAAGAGUUUAAAUCUAAUGUGUUUGGUAAAGUUUUUAUUUACCCAAGACCUCGUGAGUUUAUAGAAAAAUACAAGGAUGGAGGUGUUGCCAUUAUAGAUCAAUGGAUUGCAGCACAUGCUAGGUAUUUUAUUGGAACAUGUUCAUCGACAUUUUCAUUCCGGAUUUAUGAAGAAAGAGACAUAUUAGGUUUCAGCGGCGAGACCACGCAUAAUUGCUUUUGUGCUAAAGGUGUCAGUGACGAUCGUUGUGAAAAACCGGGAUCUUGGAGAGUUAAAUUUUCAUAGAAAAAAAUAUAUUUUGAGGUGUUUAUAAGGAAUUUGAUUAGCUAAAAAAUUUUAAUGACAUUUAGAAAUUAAAAUCUAGGUGUAAUUUGACCUUAAUAUUUUUUGGGCUUUUUAUAUAUAAAUAUUUAUUUAUUUUAUGCACAUGUUUUUGGAAAGCACACGCGUAUUAUUUAAUGUUUUUAUUUGUAUAAAUUUUGUAUUUUUAAAAAAAACUCGUUUUAACUUCCUAACGAUGUUGUUAAAACUUUUUA